GUCCAUCCUUAUCAAAACCAGAGAGCAAGCCUCCGGACUCAAGAACAUCGGAAAAACCUGAAGAAGAUGUCAUGAUAAUAUUCGAGAAAGGAGUAACGGCUGAUCUAAAGGAGAAAGCCAAACGGCUUCAAUUGCCAAGUAACUUCUUCGGAUAUGAAUGUUCGGCGCCUGAAGUCAGCUCUGAUCUGUCGGAAACUGAUGCGAGGCAGUCAGACCAGCCGACAAGUGAUCCCAUUCCCGAGGGAAGUUCCACCUCGACCUCAAACAAGACAGGCUUUCUUUUUGGCUCUGCAAGUGUGUCGUCUUUGACCUUUCAAUCCAUCGUUGCAUCUUCACUGGGAAGCAGUCCUUUUGGACAGAAGACGCAAGGUACGUUUGGUGGUUUUUCAGGAGCUGGGUCACAGCUGUUUGCCUCCCAAAAUGCAGACGAAGAUGACGAAGCAGGGGAUGGUAACCAUGAUGGACCACACUUUGAGCCAAUUAUUCCUCUUCCUGAAAAGAUCGAUGUUAAAACUGGUGAAGAAGAUGAAGAGGUAAUUUUUUCUCAUCGAACCAAGCUUUAUCGUUUUGCUGCUGAGGACAAGCAGUGGAAGGAGCGAGGAGUUGGGGAUAUAAAGCUUUUGAAAAAUAGACAAAGUGGAAAGAUGAGAGUUCUGAUGCGGCGGGAUCAGGUGCUUAAAAUAUGCGCAAAUCACCAGAUAACCGCUGAAAUGAAACUACAGCCGAACGCAGGUUCAGAUAGAUCGUGGGUGUGGAGCACAAUGGCAGAUUUUUCAGAGGGCGAAUGUAAAGCUGAACAACUUGCUGUGAGAUUUAAAUCAGAAGACACCGCCAAGCUGUUCAAGGAGAAGUUUGAAGAAUGUCAGGGAAUGCUGAGGAACGAAACACCAAUGAAGCUUCAAGUAACACCCAAAACUACAGAUGCCAAAGAAGAUCUCGUGACCAAGUUUAAACCAGCUGAGGGAUCAUGGGAAUGUAGCGACUGUAUGGUAAACAACGAUAGUGAUAAAGUGCAGUGUUCAGCUUGUGGAAAUGUAAAACCGGGAGCAGAACCAAGUCAAGGCCAAAAGAAAGAAGCUAAUGCGUCGUUUUUAUUUGGUGGCUCUAGUCUUUCAUCCUCUGGUGGAGGCUUUAUGUUUGGCUCUGGAGGAUCAAGUCAAGAGGGUGAUACCAAACCAGUUUUCACUUUUGGUAGCUCGAACCAAAAAUCAAAUCCAAGCUCAGGAUUUUCAUUCACCUUUGGUUCCUUAAAACAAGCAGGACCUGGAAGUGAACAGCAGACAGAGUACACCAAUGGCAAUCUUUCUUUAUUUAAUGAACAAAAGCCUGUUGAGGAAGCUGAUGACUCCAAAGAUGACCACGACGGCCAAGAACUUUCGGAAAACCAAUCAUCAGCUAACCUGGCCAAAGAAGAGAGAAUAAAUGAGGAUGCCAGAAAAGACGUCAUGACGAAGUUUCAACCUGCAGAAGGAUCAUGGGAGUGUGAGAUUUGUAUGGUGAACAACGAAAGAGAUAAAGUUGAAUGUGCAGCUUGUGGAAGCGUAAAGUCAGGAGUAGAAGUCAUUAAAGAACAAAAGCAAGAUUCAAAAUCACUUUUUCCAUUUGGGUUUGGUUCUUCGUCAUCUGGCGGAGUCUUCUCAUUCGGCUCUGGUGGAACAAGUCAAGGCGAUUCAAAACCAGUUUUCACUUUUGGCAGCCAGAACCAGACUUCCACCCCAAGCUCUGGAGUUGCAUUUAGUUUUGGCUCCAUAGAUCAAGGAGAAAAUUUGAGCGAACAGGAGACUAAAAGAAACCCUAAAGCUGGUUCCUUGACUGACCCAGCAGACAAUGAAGGAGCUGAUGAUACUAAGGAUGAUCAAAACCAGAAUAUUCAAGAAGGGGUAGAUGUCAAAGAAAAAGCUCAAGUGGAAGAAGUUGGCACAAAAGAGGAUAGCUCAACCUUGGAAAGUGACAAGGACUCGGCACCUGCCAUGCAAGACACAAAAGAUACUUUGCCAAACAAGGAGCAAAAGUUCCUAUUUGGUUCUCCUAACGUAUCGUCAUUGUCAUUCCAGUCAAUCGCCAGUUCGUCUCUGAGCAACAGUCCAUUUGGGAAGAAACCAACUUCCGGUAAUUCCCCGUCUGGGUUUCCGGGAUCAGGCACCAAACUAUUCACAACCCCACAUUCUGCAGACCGUGAUGAGUCGACAACGGAAGAGGAUAAUGAAGGACCACACUUUGAGCCAAUAAUCCCUCUACCUGAAAAGAUCGAUGUUAAAACAGGGGAAGAGGAUGAAGAAGUCAUGUUCUCCCACAGGGCAAAGCUAUAUCGUUUUGUGGCAGAGGACAAGCAGUGGAAAGAACGAGGAGUUGGAGAUAUAAAGCUUUUGAAAAAUAGGCGAAGUGGAAAGAUAAGAGUUCUAAUGCGGCGGGAUCAAGUGCUGAAAAUCUGCGCCAAUCACCAGGUAACCGCUGAAAUGAAACUAAAGCCUAAUGCAGGUUCAGAGAAAUCGUGGGUAUGGAGCACGAUGGCAGAUUUUUCAGAGCAGGAAUGUAGAGCUGAACAACUUGCUGUGAGGUUUAAAUCAGAAGACAUCGCCAAGCAGUUCAAGGAGAAGUUUGAGGAAUGCCAAGAAAUGCUAAAGAACUCGACACUGAUGGAGUCAGGAGUACAACCGAAGUCCACAGAUGCCAAAGAAGAUCUUGUAGCUAAGUUUAAACCAACUGAGGGAUCGUGGGAAUGUAGCAUCUGCAUGGUGAACAACGAUAGCGAUAAAGUGGCUUGUGCAGCUUGUGGAAGUGUGAAAGGAGGAGCAGAACCAAGUCAAGGCCAAAAGGAAGGAACCAAACCUUUAUUUGCACUUGGAUCUGAAGCUUCAUCCUCUGGUGGACGCUUUACGUUUGGCUCCGAUGGAACAAACCAAGGAGGUGUUACAAAUCCAGCUUUUAUUUUCGGGGGUUCGAAGCAAACAUCGAAUCCAAGCUCAGGAGUUCCAUUCACCUUUGGUUCCUUAAAGCUAGGGGGACUUGAAAGUGAACAGCAGUCAGAGGAAAUCAAUGUAAAGAAUCAUUCAUUAAAUGACAACGCGCCUGAUGAAGAAGCGAAUGAUACCGCCGGCGAUAUGGUGGAGAAAGCCUUAACCAGAGAAGAACUACUUGAAGAACAAUAUGACGAAAGUAAAAAUCAGAGUGGUGGUACAGAAGCAUCGCCUAACUUGCAUGAAAAUCCUGAGGGAAUUACGUGUGACGAAACACCGUUAGUGUUGGUUAAAGAGGAAGUAGAGACUUCGAUCACUCCAGUUGUUACCCGGAACGAAGACAGCGUGUCCUCGGGUACCAAAGCGUCGCCUAACCUGCAUGAAAAUCCCGAGGGAAUGUCGGUUAAUGAGGAAGUCAACGAAGACAACGUGUCCUCGGGUACCGAAGCGUCGCCUAACCUGCAUAAAAAUCCCGAGGGAAUGUCGGUUAAUGAGGAAGUCAACGAAGACAACGUUUAAUGUUUAAGAUAAGGUAUAAGACGAUCAAGGUAGCUGUUGAUAUUUCUUUAACUGAGAAAUGAAAUAGUGGUUUAGAUGUAAUUAAAAGCAUACGAAAGUACCAAAGUGGGUCGCGGAAGCCGGCAUUCGCGUAGAGCAAUCUUUAAAUGCAAUUUGGCUUUUUAUGCUCGUAAAUUUUCUGCAAAGUAAGUGUAGUAAGAGAGGAGCUGCUAGUUUAUUCCUAAAGCCCUUAAAGAAGAGGGCUAAAGCUUAAACGAAGACAGAUCGCGAAGACUUAAAACAUAUUAUCUUUGGUAGGUAGGUAAGCUCGCUAAUGUAACCAAAAUUAGAUCAAAAUCAUGUUCUUUCGAUUAUUUCACCAUACCUGCAUUUGCAAGACGAUCGGUUGAGAGAAAAUAGAUUAAAAGAUGACUUGCGUUUUGAAAUAACUUCGAGAAGGUAGGCAGUUUGUGCGAUGAAGACGUGGUACCAUUUGCACAUAUACAGAACUGAAAAUCAAAGAGAGCUUGUCCUGCUCACAACGACGUUCAUAAAUAGAACUCAGUUAUUGCUUUCUAACCA
Messenger RNA from Pocillopora damicornis (cauliflower coral), 4037 nucleotides. RefSeq names its product E3 SUMO-protein ligase RanBP2. Gene Ontology annotation, molecular function: protein binding; GTPase activator activity. NCBI's taxonomy places the organism in Eukaryota, Metazoa, Cnidaria, Anthozoa, Scleractinia, Pocilloporidae. Gene Ontology annotation, cellular component: cytoplasm; nuclear pore. The record is from RefSeq and is a predicted model, not a curated record. Gene Ontology annotation, biological process: intracellular transport.